AUGUCGGAAAACGGCGACGUUUCAUCCAGGAAACCGGCGUCCAGACUCCGGUGGGACGUGUUUCUGAACUUCAGAGGUGAAGACACUCGCGAUACUUUCACUGACCAGCUCUACAAAGCGCUAUAUCGAAAAGACGUCCGAGUCUUCCGCGACAACGACGGGUUGAAACAGGGCGACUCGCUCACUCCAACGCUUCUCAACGCGAUCGAAGACUCGGCGGCUUCGAUCGCCAUCAUCUCCCCCAGCUACGCUUCCUCCAGGUGGUGCCUCGAAGAACUCGCUACGAUCUGCGAGUUUAAACGACUCGUUCUUCCCGUUUUCUACCGAGUCGACCCGAGCGAUGUUCGGAGACAGAAAGGACCGUUCGAAGAGGAUUUUCAAACACUGGAGAGAAGGUUUGGAGUGGAAAAGGUGUUGAGAUGGAGAAAUGCUAUGGCAGAAGUCGGUGGAAUUUCCGGUUGGGUUUUCCGCACCGGCUGUGACGAGCCUCAGUUGAUUGAACAAUUGGUGAAAAGGGUUUUGGUUGAAUUGAGCAAUACUCCCGUAGUUGUGGCUCCAUUUACUGUUGGACUCAAUUUUCGUAUACAGGAACUUAUGCAAUUGUUAGAUGUUAAACGCAAUGGCAUCCAAGUGUUGGGGUUUCAUGGAAUGGGCGGGAUUGGUAAGACAACCCUUGCCAAGGCUCUCUACAAUAAACUUGUUAGUCACUUUGAA
Messenger RNA from Ilex paraguariensis (yerba mate), 714 nucleotides. The record is from the annotation of a GenBank genome assembly. NCBI's taxonomy places the organism in Eukaryota, Viridiplantae, Streptophyta, Magnoliopsida, Aquifoliales, Aquifoliaceae.